Messenger RNA from Penicillium subrubescens, 2427 nucleotides. RefSeq names its product leucine-rich repeat domain-containing protein. Gene Ontology annotation, cellular component: cytoplasm. NCBI's taxonomy places the organism in Eukaryota, Fungi, Ascomycota, Eurotiomycetes, Eurotiales, Aspergillaceae. The record is from RefSeq and is a predicted model, not a curated record. The transcript is spliced from 2 exons. The coding region runs from base 1 to 2427 and encodes 808 amino acids. Gene Ontology annotation, molecular function: protein kinase binding.
AUGGAGAAGCUAAACACUGAGGAUGGACAACUCUUCAUCAAGAACCUUGCCAGCUUCGUCCGCACUCACGAAAAGGCGCUUGCAAACGCUUUGCAGCUCCGCCGCCAAUCCAAGAAUGUCGUAACCCCUCAAGCGCCGACCAGCUCCUCGAGCGCCGGUGCCUCCUUUUCCUCCACCUCCCUAACCCUGGCUGCGGCAUUGUCCUUUGGCGCAUUGAAAUUCACUUCGCAGAACAUCAAGCCCGCUAAACUCACCCUCACCCCUCACCACCUCUUUUACCUCCUAUCGCGCUUCGAGGAUUUGUCUAUUGCGGUGGGCCCGAUGAAUGUCCGACUCGAGAAUAUCCACACCGAAGUCUCUCAGUCCUAUGUGUCCUUUUUGAACAAGCCCCAGCGAUCCAAGGGCGAUGGAGCGUCGAUCCACUCCGUCUCCAGCGUCCGUAGUGUCAUGUCCGGCAUGAGUGGUCUGUGGUCCUCAUUCGGCCUCGGUUCCAAGGACUCGAUUUCCAAGUCUGACAAGGCCAAGGUCGCCUUGGAAGCCGACUUGAAGUACUUGUACUCGGCCUUUACCAAGAUCCCCUGCCUGCGCCUGGCCCCGGACCACCGCGCCCGCCUGAUUCGAGGAUAUGAAGAGUUCCCGUUCGAUACGGCUGUGCCGCUGCAUUCCUUCAAAAAUUUGGGCGCUCUGGAGAUCAUUGACAUAGACUACCGCUCCUUCUAUGGUUGGGACCGCCUGUCGGAGCAGCUGCGCACCUUGACUGUCAAACGGGCUCAUUUGGAUGACCCAGCUGAUCUAUUGACGAGGAUCGUGCUAGACGAUAUUGACAAGCGCCGCCGUCGCUCGGCCAAGUCUCAACAGUCGCCGCCGCUGGGUUGGACCAGUAGCACGACGGGUACACAGCCAGUUCACACCCCCGACCAUUCAAUCUCGGCGCCUGGUUCUCCCGUUGCUGAGACUGCGCUUGCUAGUAGCACCAGUCCCAAGUCUGUCCCCAUGAUGCGAGCCGGCUCCGAGGGGACGAAGACCCGCACCCGGGCUGAGAGCAUCUCCCCUACUCGGCCUUCUACCAAGCACAGUCACCGCCACAGCCGUGGACAAUCCGCACGGAUUCGUCGCACUGGCUCUGGCAGCUCAAACUCGAGCGAUACAUCCGGUGGCUAUCGAACUGGUGGAUCGGCGACUCUUCUCCCUGGCGUUCUUCCUCCUUCGAAAUGGCGGUUCCUGCGACACCUGGGUCUUCCCGAGAACUCCUUGACCUCCAUCUCGGCUGCCAGCCUUGCUCCCGUGGCCAACACGCUCAACUCCCUCGACCUGUCGUCAAACCUCUUGACUGAGAUUCCCGACAGUCUGGCAUCCCUCAUGGCUCUGCGUGCGCUCAACCUGUCUCACUGCAUGAUCGAAUCCCUGCACUCCCUGACGCGCAACCCACUCCCCGCGAUCACUGCUCUCAAUCUUCGUGGCAACCGACUUCGCUCACUUGCCGGCAUCGAACGCCUUCUCUCCCUGGAGCGCCUGGAUCUCCGCGACAACAACAUCAUGGACCCGACGGAAAUGGCACGACUCACCAGUCUCCCUGAAAUACGGGAGAUUUGGGUGUCUGGAAACCCGUUCGUAAAGACUCACUCCAACUAUCGUGUCAUCAUCAUGAAUCUCUUCCGUCGCACUCCUGGCUACUCCGAGGACAUUAUUAUUGAUGGUCGUGGACCUGGCUAUACCGAGCGAAAACAACUGGUGGACCGUGUUGCCGAGCCCGAGGGCGCCCCAGUCGUGCGCUCGAGUGCGGCAGAUCAGUCGGUCGUAGUCCACAAGCCCAUCAGUGCUGUCGUUGUCCAAGAGACUCCCCCACCUGUUCCCCCAAAGGAUGAUGUGGACUUUCAUCCAAAGAGUGUCCCACAGCUAGAGACUGAAAGCGGGACUAAUCGUCGGAAGAAGAUUCAGCGCCGUCGCAUUGUCGACCUCUCCACAGACAAUCCGUUCACCACCGAUGGCCUAGGAACUCCUGGGCCCAGCAUGCCGGCAGUACUGCCCGUUCAGCAGCUGCACAGCCCGACCAAUACCCCCGUUGUGCUCCCAUAUGAACAUCAAUUGCGGCUCGACAGCGGGACUCCCUCCGGGUCUUCCAGCAUCCAGAGCCCGAUCAAGCAUGUGCAAUCCUCGAGUCCCCAUGCAGUGGUGCAGCCUACCCCAAGUAAAGACUGGGCCUUGGACGAAGAACUGUGCCGGCAACAGUUGGAGGCCUUGCGACAGGAAGUGGGACAUAGCUGGAUCAGCGUCCUGGGAGACCAUCCCUGGGACAAUGCACAGAAGGGCUUUGCAGCACAUCACCUGGCAGGGGCCGGGCUAGACCAUCCAGUCAUUCCGACGGCACCUCUCGUCCGUGCCAAUAGCCAUGCCAUCCUGAGCGGAGGCCAUGCGCUGGGGGGUUAG